AUGUCUUGCGAAAUUAUACAAGAUAAUUCUUGUGAAUUUUCUGAUGUUAAUGAGUUAGAGGACAUAUUAACUGAUGAAAAUAUACUAACUACUGCUGAUGAUUUGUUAGACUCUGAAUUUGAAAACUAUAAUAGAAAAUUGCCUUUAAUUGAUACACCAAUUGAGAUCAAAGUGGGUACCUGGUUUCCCUCCAUAUCUGUUGCUGCCCACUUUGUAGAACAGUAUGCUCGUCAAAAUCGAUUUGCUGUGUUUAAACAUAAAAGUGAGAAAUCUAAGGAUAGUACCUGUAGAAAGAGAGUUUUUAAAUGUGAUCUAGGGGGAGAUAUUGUGCGAAACUUUCAAAACCAGCAUUGGGUAAGCAAACAAAUAAGGGAAAAUGAUCAUAAUCAUGAAAUUGUUGCUGAAACCUUAAAAUUUGCUGUCGCUUAUAAGACUUUUUCUGAAGAAAUCCUGGAUCAAAUUGAGUUUUAUGUUGUGCAUAACCUUGGUAAUGCUAUUCAAAAAAUUAAACGAGAAAAGGAUCUAAAUCUAGGUGACGCUGCAUCUUUAUACCCUGAUCGGAUCUUUCUUACCCAAGACCUUGCUGCUCAAGCACUUAUACAGGAUGAAAGGCAGGAAACAUAUGAGUGGUUACUUAAAUGUUGUCUAGAUGCAUGUGAAAUUCCCCCAUUAACGUUUGUAACCGAUGCAGAUCUUGCAAUGAUUGCAGCUGCUUCUAUAGUAUUUCUUAAAUCACAUCACAUACAAUGCUUAUACCAUCUUUACCAAAACCUUUCAAAGAAUCUUCGCCCACGCCUUGGUCCACUUUAUCAAGAGUUUCUUAAGGACUUUAAGAGUAUUCAAAGGUCUCAUUGUGAAAGUGUAUUCGAACGAAGAUCCCAAGGUCUAGCUGAAAAAUAUGUUGUGGAAGAAAAAUAUAUAGUUACAAUAUUAUUAAAUCGGAGACAUUCGUGGGUUAAGUGUUUUACAUCUCAACAUUUUACAGCAGACAUACAGUCUACUCAGCGUGUUAAGUCAGAAAAUUUACUUAUAAAAAAAGCUGUGCAGUUGACUUUUUCCCUUUUAGAAGUUCAAGAGGUACUUGAAAAUCGUCUUGAAUUUGAUAGCAUCAAUGAGACUUUAAAAAAAUAUGUUACACCACCAAUUCAUGAUGCACAUUAUAAGCAAAUGUGUCAAUCUGUUUGUUAUCAUUCUUAUAAAGUGCAAAUAUCGGAAAUUUCAACAUCGGAUGAUGAUUCAUUUGAACCAAUUUUUGAUGAAGUGGAUGACAACUCUGAAAUUCCUGUUGAAGCCGAUGAGGACUGUGAACUUAAUUUGCAAUCUUUAGUUAAAAUAGUUAAUCCCAAUGACAUCCUGGAAAUUUGGAAA
Racocetra fulgida is the source of this 1368-nucleotide messenger RNA. Lineage: Eukaryota; Fungi; Glomeromycota; Glomeromycetes; Diversisporales; Gigasporaceae. The record is from the annotation of a GenBank genome assembly.